AGGGAAGAGCCUUCAGAACCAAGCGGCAGUUCUGAGCCUGAUUAGUAGCCUUGUCACGGUGGCUGGCUGCUGGCCAAUCCGGAGGAGUCCCGUCCUGUCUGAGUGACUAACUGAGCUUCCUCCGGAGGGAGGAAACAGUUAAUGUCUCUGGGCGGCUGCAAUCGGCUAGGCGUGGUCUGACUUGGGUUACACAGGUCUGAGCCAAGGGGCCUUGGAAGGACGCGUUAGUCCGCAGAGCCUCCAGAUGGCUGAAUUGGAUCUGAUUGCUCCAGGCCCACUGACCGGGGUCACUGUUCACCCCUUGGCCCCUCUCGGUCCAGACCCUGGCUCAGCUCUCCCAGUAGAAGAAGAGGAUGUGGACUCUCUCGGGAAGGCAGGGGAGGAAAUCCAGGGGCAGGGUCCUGAUCCCGCAAAGCUCGAUGCUCCCGGUGAUGAAGGCGAAGAGGAGAUCCUGUGCGACUUCUGUCUUGGGGCCAGCAGAGUAAGAGCCGUGAAGUCUUGUCUGACCUGCAUGGUGAAUUACUGUGAGGAGCACCUGCGGCCACACCAGGAGAACAGCAAACUGCACAGCCACCAGCUGACUGAGCCCGCAAAGGACCAGGAUCUGCGCACCUGCCCUGCCCACCAAAGCCCUCUGGACGCCUUCUGCAACACACACGAGCAGUGCAUCUGCCAGGAAUGUGCUAAGGGUGAGCACAGGGGCCACAAUAUUGUCUCCUUGGAUGCAGCCCGCAGGAACAAAGAGGCUGACCUUCGGGGCAUGCAGCUGGACCUGGAGCAGAAGCUGAAGCUGAAUGAAAAUGCCAUCGCCAGGCUCCAAGCCAACCACAAGUCUGUCUUGGUGUCGGUGUCAGAGGUGAAGGUGGUGGCCGAAGAGAAAUUUGGGGAGCUCCUCGCAGCCAUGAGGAAGGCCCAGGCUGACGUGAUGGUCUUCAUAGAGGAGAAAGAGCAGGCUGCACUGAGUCAGGUCAAUGGCAUCAAGACCCACCUGGAGCACAGGAGCAUCGAGAUGGAGAAGAGCAAACAGGAGCUGGAGAAGGUGGCCGCCAUCAGCAACACUGUGCUCUUCCUGGAGGGGUACUACAAGUUUAAGAAGACAGAGGACACUGCCUUCCCCAGCGUGUACAUAGGACUGAAGGAUAAACUCUCGGGCAUCCGCAAGGUCAUCACAGACUCAACUCUGCACUUGAUCCAGUUGCUAGAGAGCUACAAGGAAAAGCUCCAGGAGUUUUCCAGGGAAGAGGAAUGUGACAUCAGAACUCAAGUGUCUGCCAUUGUCCAGCGCAAGUAUAGGACCUCAAAACCUGAGCCCAGAACCCGGGAUGAGUUUCUCCAAUAUGCAUGUGACAUCACAUUUGACCCAGACACAGCACACAGGUACCUUCGACUGCAGGAGGACAACCGCAAGGUCACCAACACCACGCCCUGGGAACACCCCUACCCAGACCUCCCCAGUAGGUUUCUGCACUGGCGGCAGGUGCUGUCCCAACAGAGCCUGUACCUGCACAGGUAUUAUUUCGAGGUGGAGAUCUCUGGAGAAGGCACCUAUGUUGGCCUGACCUGCAAAGGCAUUGACCGUAAGGGGGAAGCACGAAACAGCUGCAUUUCUGGAAACAGCUUUUCCUGGAGCAUUCACUGGAAUGGGAAAGAGUUCACAGCCUGGCACAGUGACACUGAGACCCCUCUCAAGGCUGGCCCUUUCCGGAGGCUCGGGAUCUACGUAAACUUCCAAGGAGGCGCCCUCUCCUUUUACGGGGUAGAAUAUGACUCCCUGACUCUGAUUCACAAGUUUGACUGCAAGUUCUCGGAGCCGGUCUAUGCUGCCUUCUGGCUGUCUAAGAAAGAAAACGCCAUCCGGAUUGUGGACCUGGGAGAGGAGCCUGAGAAGCCAGCUGUGUCCUCAGUGGAGGCUGCUCCCUAGAUUCCGGGAUCUGCCUCCCAGACUUCACUAACUGC
Acomys russatus (golden spiny mouse) is the source of this 1956-nucleotide messenger RNA. RefSeq names its product tripartite motif containing 16 (gene Trim16). The record is from RefSeq and is a predicted model, not a curated record. NCBI's taxonomy places the organism in Eukaryota, Metazoa, Chordata, Mammalia, Rodentia, Muridae. The transcript is spliced from 6 exons. Bases 245 to 1921 code for a protein of 558 amino acids. Gene Ontology annotation, molecular function: zinc ion binding; protein binding.